This is a messenger RNA of Melitaea cinxia (Glanville fritillary), 1233 nucleotides long. RefSeq names its product transcription elongation factor 1 homolog. Gene Ontology annotation, cellular component: transcription elongation factor complex. The transcript has 3 exons. Lineage: Eukaryota; Metazoa; Arthropoda; Insecta; Lepidoptera; Nymphalidae. Gene Ontology annotation, molecular function: RNA polymerase II complex binding. The coding region runs from base 136 to 384 and encodes 82 amino acids. Gene Ontology annotation, biological process: transcription elongation by RNA polymerase II. The record is from RefSeq and is a predicted model, not a curated record.
GUGUUUCUCUAUGCUCCAUGGUAUUGUUAUAUUGACAAUCGUCGUAUAAAACUGGAUUGUUUGUAGUUUUCUUAAAAAUUACAAUAAAAUAAACAAAAAACACCGAAACAGGUUUAUAGUGUUUUCGUUCCAGACAUGGGUCGCCGCAAAUCAAAACGAAAGCCUCCACCAAAAAGGAAAGCUAUAGAACCACUGGAUCAACAGUUCAACUGCCCUUUUUGUAAUCAUGAAAAGUCUUGUGAAGUAAAAAUGGAUCGUGCAAGGAAUACGGCUAGAAUACAAUGUCGGGUUUGUCUGGAAGAUUUCCAAACAACAACCAAUGUUUUGUCAGAACCCAUAGAUGUUUAUAAUGAUUGGGUGGAUGCCUGCGAAACUGCUAAUUAGUUUUAAGGUUGUCUUUAGGUAAUUAUAACAAAUGUAUAUUUUAAAAGAGUGUUUCGUUUAAACUUGAAAAACUAUUAUUUUCAUUGCUUUGAGCUUGACAAGUUCAAUUAUAAUUUGUUUCUACCUUAAAUUUAAUACUAGGACCAAUAAAGUAUCACUGAGACAGAACAAAUACAUAAGCUAGGGAUGUAUUUGUCAAAAACAAACUAGCCAUUCUGAACUAUUUUAGUUCAAGCACAUCUGGUUGUUCCUGUAAUUGUGCUCUAUUGGGCAUAUGGUAGGUCCUAAAGGUGAUCUAUGAGGAAUACAUGUUACAACAACCACUAAGAUUCUACAAAUUAAAAAUAAUAUUAAAAAUAACGAAAUAGGCUUGUGUAGACAAGUCCUUGUCUAUUUUAGUUUUAUUUAUCAUCUCGUAUUAAAUAUAGUAGCAUUUUAAGCAUAUACUAAUUUGUUUUAAUAAUUAUUUCAUUGUACUGUGUAAGUAGGCAUGUGAGGGAUUGCACUUAGUUUAUUUACCUUGAUACUGAUUGAUAACUGUAAUUAAGACCUUAAAUAUUUAAAACCUCAUUAUAAUAUACAUGUUAAAAAAAAAACGACUGAAGAUAUUUACUUUGCCUUUAUGUUAUAAUUUUAACAUGAAAGUGGGACCCAGCAUUUUAAUUCUCUACCACUGAGUUUAUCUAAAUUUAUUACUAUUAUGUUUUUUUUCAUAAUUUUUUUAUUACUGCAUAAACAUCUGUGGUCAAUUAUGUUGAACAAGCUAUGGAUAAGAAAAAUGAAUUCUCUAAACCGUGAUGUAAAAUGUUUCAUCUUUUGACUUUAUGGAAAUAUACUUUAUUUUAGUUC